This is a messenger RNA of Nematolebias whitei (Rio pearlfish), 2585 nucleotides long. It is a transcript of the gene atg9b, whose product is annotated as autophagy related 9B. Gene Ontology annotation, biological process: protein localization to phagophore assembly site; autophagy of mitochondrion. The record is from RefSeq and is a predicted model, not a curated record. Gene Ontology annotation, cellular component: phagophore assembly site; autophagosome. Lineage: Eukaryota; Metazoa; Chordata; Actinopteri; Cyprinodontiformes; Rivulidae. The coding region runs from base 174 to 2585 and encodes 803 amino acids. The transcript is spliced from 13 exons.
CCGUCAGACUAGCUGGUUAGCAUCUAAUGCUAGCUAUCUCGAUUCUUUUUGAGCUGUUCAGGUGCAAAGUGUCUAUAGAAUGUAGCGGAGGUCGUCCUUUUCUUUAAUUAUUUUGUAUAGUCUUUACUACAAGAAGCUUGUCAGUUCGGAGUGAAUGAAGAAUAUGAAGCACAAUGGCUAAUCUUGAAGCUUAUCAGGAGUAUCAGAGGAUUGAGGACUUCGAGGAAGACUCCCCUCCAGGAGAGGAAGAUUUACUGCUGCAUGUACCUGAAAGUCUAAAAGACUCAUGGCAUCAUAUAAAGAACUUGGAUAACUUCUUUACAAGAAUCUAUCACUUUCACCAAAAGAAUGGCUUUGCCUGUAUGAUGUUGUCUGAAUUCUUUGAACUUGUUCAGUUUUUGUUUGUUGUCACAUUCACUACAUUCCUUGUCAACUGUGUGGAGUAUGAUGUCCUUUUUGCCAAUCGAGCAGUCAACCACACGGGACAAGGCCAAAACCCUUUGGACAGAAACAAAGUCACUUUACCAGAUGCUAUCUUACCAAGUCAUCAGUGCACCCAGAGUAUACAAGAGAACAGCUGGAUCAUCUUCCUUCUCAUCAUGGCAGCCAUCUUCUGGAUGUACCGUCUCGUAAAAGUCUUUUGCAAUCUUUUGAGCUUCUGGGAGAUCAGACAGUUCUACAUUAAAGCACUAAAGAUCCACAUGGAUGAACUAUGCAACUUCACAUGGCAGGAAGUCCAAGACCGACUCAUCAGUCUGCAGAGAGAACAGCAAAUGUGCAUUCACAAGAAGGAGCUGACUGAACUCGAUAUCUAUCACCGUAUUCUUCGUUUUAAGAACUACAUGGUGGCCAUGAUAAAUAAGUCUCUGCUGCCGGUGCAGCUGCAGCUCCCCCUGCUUGGCAAUGUGGUCUUCUUAACCCAGGGCUUAAAGUACAAUUUUGAGCUCAUUCUGUUUUGGGGCCCUGGCUCUCUGUUUCAAAACAAGUGGAACCUGCACCCCAAGUACAAGCGCAGUGGAAACCGCCUGGAGCUCGCCCAGCAGCUCAGCAGAGUCAUCCUGCUCAUAGGUUUGGCCAAUUUGCUGCUCUGUCCUUUCAUCCUGGUGUGGCAGGUGCUUUACGCUUUCUUCAGCUACACGGAAGUGAUCCGCAGGGAACCUGGAAGUUUGGGCGCCCGCCGCUGGUCCCUGUAUGGGCGCCUGUAUUUGCGUCACUUCAACGAGCUGAACCACGAGCUGCAUGGACGAUUAGGUCGUGGCUACAAACCCACGUCCAAAUACAUGAACUCCUUCACGUCACCGCUGUUGACUGUGCUGGCAAAGAACGUCACCUUCUUCUCAGGGUCAGUGUUGGCCGUUCUCAUUGCACUGACCGUUUAUGAUGAGGACGUGCUCACGGUGCAGCACAUUCUGACCGCCAUCACUGUGCUGGGAGUGGUUAUUACAAUUGCUAGGUCUUUCAUCCCGGACGAGCAUAUGGUGUGGUGCCCGGAGCAGCUUCUGCAGUGUGUGCUGGCACACAUUCACUACAUGCCAGACCACUGGAGGGGCAAUGCCAACAAGAGUGAGACCCGUGAUGAGGUGGCACAGCUGUUCCAGUACAAAGCGGUGUUCAUCCUGGAGGAGUUGCUCAGUCCUAUUGUCACACCAUUCAUUCUCAUCUUCCUCCUGAGAAACAAGUCUCUAGAAAUCAUUGACUUCUUCAGGAACUUUACUGUGGAGGUGGUUGGAGUUGGAGAUAUCUGCUCCUUUGCACAGAUGGACAUUAGGCGUCAUGGAAACCCAACAUGGAUGUCAGAAGGCCAGACAGAGGCGUCUGUAUACCAACAGGCUGAGAAUGGCAAGACAGAGUUGUCCCUUAUGCAUUUCACUAUAAAGAACCCACGCUGGCAGCCACCUCUGGAGAGCUCACUGUUCAUCAGCCACUUGAAGGGGAAGGUGCAGCACGAUGCUCAGGGUGGGCCCUCCACUCAGCUGCUACUUUCUGAGGCUCCUCUCUGCACAUCACUGCAGUCCAACGAGUCUGCCACUGGGCCUGAGAGUCUUUUAGCCAGUGUCCUGGCCCACCCCAUCCUUACUGCAUCUGGACUACAAGGGCGAGACCACCGCUUCAUCCCACCCAGCACUGCUGCUUCUGCUGCAGCCAGUGUCCUUGCCUCUUUGUCCACCUCCCAGCUUCCACACACCAGUCGUGGCCGCUCACAUGGUUUGCCGUCCUCCAGCCACCCUGAGACCACCAUGUAUCACAGCGAUCGCACAAUUCUUAACAGUGACUCUCACAUUCAGAGCAAUACGCUGCACUCAGAGUUUGCCUCUGCAGAGAUGAGUCUCCAUGCCAUCUACAUGCACGAGCUCCAUCAGCAAAGCUCUCACCCACAGAGGACAUCAGGACAGUGGAAUGCUUCAGUGCCAAUGAGAGAUCUGCACACAAACACCGGUUUUCAGGUUCAAAGUGGUCAUGGUUCCAGCAUUUCCAUGCCCAGCCCAGUUCACCUGGGUGGCUGGAAAGAAGAGGAUGAAAAUGAUCAGGAGCUCAACAGUGAAUCUACGCAAAAACAGGGCAUGGGGAGUACCGGUAGUUGUUAA